ACGGUCAUGGUGCUGAUCCUGCUUGUGAUCAUCCCCACGCUGGUCCACAGUUCGAGAGCUGCAGCUCACUAUGAGAUGCUGGGGACAUGCAGGAUGAUCUGUGAUCCUUACAACUCCAACCCCAGCAACACGGCUGUGGAAGCUAUGCGGGAUUUCAGCGCUAUCCCUCCACCGCCCUUCAUCCAAGGACAGAAAGGGGAACCUGGACGGACGGGAAAGCCUGGCCCACGCGGUCCUCCGGGCGAGCCCGGUCCCCCGGGUCCAAGGGGCCCAUCGGGAGAGAGGGGUGACCCGGUAAAGGACGUGUACCCGGCGCUGAGUGGGGCAGCGGGGCCGGUGACUGGGGCGCUGAGCAGCACCGCCGUCACUAGUCCGAAGAUCGCCUUCUAUGUCGGUUUAAAGAGCCCCCAUGAAGGAUAUGAAGUGCUCAAGUUUGACGAUGUGGUCACGAAUUUAGGAAAUUACUACGAUUCCACCACCGGAAAGUUUACGUGCGCUGUACCCGGGAUCUACUUCUUCACAUACCAUGUCCUCAUGAGAGGAGGUGACGGGACCAGUAUGUGGGCAGAUCUCUGCAAAAACGGGCAGGUUCGUGCCAGUGCGAUUGCCCAGGACGCAGACCAGAACUACGAUUACGCCAGUAACAGUGUGGUGCUUCAUCUGGACUCUGGGGAUGAAAUUUAUGUCAAACUAGAUGGUGGAAAAGCACACGGCGGCAACAAUAACAAAUACAGCACCUUCUCUGGUUUCAUUUUAUACCCAGAUUAA
Rhincodon typus (whale shark) is the source of this 768-nucleotide messenger RNA. It is a transcript of the gene c1ql2, whose product is annotated as complement component 1, q subcomponent-like 2. Lineage: Eukaryota; Metazoa; Chordata; Chondrichthyes; Orectolobiformes; Rhincodontidae. The record is from RefSeq and is a predicted model, not a curated record. Bases 7 to 768 code for a protein of 253 amino acids. The transcript is spliced from 2 exons. Gene Ontology annotation, molecular function: protein binding.